UUCAAAAGCGAGACGGAGUUGCAAGAUCACUUGUAUGCUGAAGAGCGCUGCACUCCCGGGUUGGAAACAAGAGUAGAGCAUUUCAUGGACUUUGCUAUGUUGCAAGAUAUUACAGCAAUGAUGCGUAAUUCAGCCACAAAGGUCGAGCGCUGGUUCUUUAUUUGGGAUACAUUGUUCCCAGGUGAGGCGAGGCCGGCUACGACAACCUAUGACUAUGAUCCGGUACUCAAGCAUCGUGAAGAUAUAAGGCCCCUUUUGGGCCCAUGGUCGAGAGCGGACACGCUAGGAGAAGCCUCGUCUUCAACCACAUACCCCUCCAGAAUCAGCAGAGACUCGGGAUAUGCCUCGCUGAGUAGGAAGUCUGCCGGCCUCGAGAAAAUGAGCCCCACCAAGGAAGACAACUCAGGGGCAACUCGGAACUUUGAGUCUGAGGACAAUGAGGACGAUGCACAGACUCAAUUCUCCCAAGCCUCUAGCCUUUGGCGGCAUCCAGACACGGAAGCGUAUCUAUCUGCCUUUGCGAAGGAAAUGGCUGCUUUCUUUACGCCCCGCAGCUCUGCAGCCGGUCAGAAUGAAGCUUUCAAACGACUUCCACAUCUACUCAAAGCAUUCGCUGUGAGAAUUGGACAUGAACGAGGUGACGCCAAGGGGAGGCAAGUAAUGACAACCAUCUACAAGUUUAGAAACGAAAUCAUCUCGGAACUUCGGCAACAGCUCAGCCAAUUCAAUCAGGAGGAGUUAGAAUGUCUCUCCGGUGCAGCUUCGGAGUCUGAGGAUGAAGACAUUCCGACGUCAAAGGCCCCUGGCAUGACCCUCGAAGAGAAGAUGCGUCUCUUCGACAAGAACGACACUCAUAACAAUGGUGCCAGGGAUGAUUGGUCUAGCCCGGAAGAAGCGCCGCUCUAUCAAGAUAUACUUCUCAACUCUGAAGCCUACCAGUGGCUGCGGCUUUCCGUGCAGGCACUACAGACCCUCGAGAUUCCUGGACCUGCGACUUGGGAGACUCGCAUUAGUGAGCAGGUCCUCAAUGCUCUACCACGUCCAGCUAAGCUCAGCCGCCGUCGUGUACAACAGGUUCAGCUGGAUCUCGCCAUCGAUUGGAAUCCAAUCCAGUUCUGGAAACAGCAAGCUUAUCGCGAGCCCAUCCGAACGGUGGUUGCAAAUGCCAUCACCCUCAUAGGAUUCGGCGAUUUUGUUCAAGCAAUGACAGCUCAGGAAUACCUUGAGCAGACCUGGCCUCGAACCGGAUUGGAAAUUUUAGCUGUCCUCCAAAAUGCGCUGCCUGAUUUGCACACUGCCAACCCACCGCCCAGUGCGUGUUUAUUGGAAGAAGGGAACUCAGCGACAGCGACGUUGUCAGAUGGGACAAGUCUGACAAUCAGGGUAUCGGAUUUGUCCACUCAUGCAUGUAUCGAUGGCAACGCAUUCGCGGUAGCCGAGGUAGCUGAACAGCUGGCCUGGUUAGGAGCCGCACUUCGGUCUUCUCCGCACCCUCAGCUCCCAACACACAGCGCGGCCAGGCUUGUCGACUUCAAAGUGGGCGAAGAGAAAACAGGCGAUUCCAGCGACAUUCGGGGGUCAUGCGAUGUUUCAUUCGACUUUGUGGCUCUUGAAGCUCUCGAGUCUGAGACAACCCUACCUCACGGCGGAUGCUGGCGAGGAAUGUUUAGGAACCCGGUUGUCGCCACCGGUUUUCCCAUCCGCAGUCGGAACCCUAGCAUCACAGAGAACUGCGGCAUGGAAAUGUCGCUGGGGCUCGUGGCGCUGCUGACAAACUGCCGGCAGGUGGUUCCCUUUGCUGGGACCACCUUCCUCAAAGGGUUUGCUGCGAUGCUGGCAGCGGUCAAGAUUGUCGGCGACACGGUGCUCUGGCAUCUUUGCUACAAUCCACAGGGCGGGUACAUAUCAUACGAAGACCCUCGCGUCGAUCGCUCUGGCGUGGGCGUGGACGCACCGCAGAUUCCUCUUCAAGUCAUUCGGCACAAACGAUCACCGGCUGCCAACUACGAGAUUGAGUACACUGAUCUCCCUCCGCCCAGCUCUUCAUGCGUCUUUGAGAAGGUUACCAUAGUGGGAUCGGGGGUCCCCUUUAUUACCCCCGAAGCCACCGUUUCGGUUGGCGUCAGGGACAAGCCACUCCACCUUGCAUUCGGAAGUGGCCCUAACUACAUGGGACUACUUUCUGCUCUUGAAUUCUACAACUUCGUGCUGUAUGACGCUCAAGAGAGGCGAGCCUGGCUGGUUGACGGCGUCAGCACCGUGCUGCAUCUGCUACGAGCUUAUCUGGCGUUCGUUCCCCGAUACAGUCGCGGAGCCUGCUUCUUCAAUCAAGACGUCGCAAAGCAGAUUGAAGAAGCUUGCGACCCAGCUGUGACCUAUACAGGUGCACAGGCAGCAUGGAAGGUUCUCGCCAAUGAAGACAAUCAGAAUAUUGCGCUUUACCCAAAGCAGGCGGGACGGUCGAAGGAGAAGAUAACAACCCUGAACGCACAGUCCUCGGACACUGUCAUUGAGAUAAAGGAUACAAAGAAGAACUUCACUCUAGGUGAGCGCGUGGUGCAGCUCUGCGAGACCCUAUUGCAGAUUGUGGCAUAUCACAAAGAACACCACAGUCAGUCGGGGUAUCAGUUCCGGCCUAGAAAAGGAUUGCGGAAUCAGAUCGAAGGUUUCAAAUUCUUGGACGUUGCAUUCAAACAAGACACCAUCAAUCCAAAGGUCGCUACCUUGAAAUGUAUGGGGUGGACCGACUUUGCAAACAACAUCCACGCCGUUCCUCUGUUCGGUGUCGGCUUCGGUGAGCUCUUGAGGCCAAAGAGGAGUGACGGCAACACGGUCUGCUGCAUCUCAACCGCUUCUGUCCCUAUGGGCAGCGACUUCCUCGCCGCUUAUGGAGCCGACCUCCAUCUCAUGUUGAGACUUGGCGGAUCCAAGAGCAGGAAUCCAUGGCGAAUAGCAACCGACCUCUACUGGCACGCGCCAGACGGCGAGGCGUUCAGCUCCUGCCUCUGUGACAAGGGAGCACCCGACGCAGACAACGAUCAUGCCUCACACAAGACCCGGGGGCGUAAGGGAAAGGAUGUCAUCAGGGGGCUCAUCCGCCGCGAGGCAUACAACCCGGCCGAUCGAGCACAGGUGCUCCUGCCGUCUAAAUUCAAGCUCUUGUUCCAGCUUGGACUCAAAAGCCCAACCCAUAUUGUGUCCACGGGCGCAGUGAUCUUUGGACACAGUCGGAAGUUCCCACUCCGUUGGGAUCGCAAAGGAGACAAACCACCAGAGACGGGGGAGCCAGACCACCACGACGAGGAAGACACCGUAGGGAUAGCAACCCAGAUGGGCGACAGCGGGAUCGGCACUAGUGUAGAUUUCUCUUCGGUCGGGAACAAGUCAUCUCGGAGCGGCAGCAGCCUGGGCGGCAACGCAAGCGCUUCUUCCCCCUCAGCUGCACCCAACUCGAUGUACGCGCUGGGCUGCAACCCGGCGGUCCCUGUCGAUGAGGAUUCCCGCCUGUUGAGUGCGCGCUCGGCGACUGUUGAAGGGGAUGGAUUGAUCACAUCGCAGAAGCGAUCGCUUUGUGCAUCUCAGACAGGAGAUGCGGAUGAUGAUGAUCUUGGCAACUCGCGGAAACUCCGGCGGGUCGGCCGCGGACUUGGACGAAUCGAUCCAGAGGCGCCCGAGUGCCCAUAA
Messenger RNA from Pyricularia oryzae 70-15, 3684 nucleotides. RefSeq lists its product as uncharacterized. Bases 85 to 3684 code for a protein of 1199 amino acids. The record is from RefSeq and is a predicted model, not a curated record. Lineage: Eukaryota; Fungi; Ascomycota; Sordariomycetes; Magnaporthales; Pyriculariaceae. The transcript has 5 exons.